Messenger RNA from Oryctolagus cuniculus (rabbit), 1301 nucleotides. It is a transcript of the gene PKIG, whose product is annotated as cAMP-dependent protein kinase inhibitor gamma. Gene Ontology annotation, molecular function: cAMP-dependent protein kinase inhibitor activity. NCBI's taxonomy places the organism in Eukaryota, Metazoa, Chordata, Mammalia, Lagomorpha, Leporidae. The record is from RefSeq and is a predicted model, not a curated record. Gene Ontology annotation, biological process: negative regulation of protein kinase activity.
AUCUCCCUUGUCCCAUCCGAGCCGCCGUAGCGCUGGCGCCGCGGGAGCUCGGCAGCUCCGGUCGCCAAGGCAACGGCUCCGCGGCUGGCGGCGGGUGCCGGGCGGCCCCGGGGAGGCGCUGCAGGCCGGCGGCCCCGGCGCGGCGAGGUGGCGAGAGGCAGAAUUUCCGCACUGAUUGAUCAACCGUGAAGAAUCUGAGGAGAUGCAAGCCGGAGAAAGAACUUAAACCAGUGCCCCAGUGAGCCUGGUCUACAGCUUUACAUACGGAGACGCUGAGACACGGAGUGACCCCCUGAGAGCCCACAGCCUAUACCCGUAGGGUUUCUGAUGAGAAGUCCGCUGUGAGUCUAAUUGGAGAUCUUCUGGAAGUAAUCUGGUGUUUCUCUCGUGCACAUUUUAGAAUCUUCUCUCCAUGUUUACUGUGGCCUGCGGAGCGAUGCGACAGGCGUGAUGGAGGUCGAGUCCUCCUACUCGGACUUCAUCUCCUGCGACCGCACGGGCCGCCGGAACGCAGUCCCCGACAUCCAGGGCGACUCGGAGGCUGUGAGCGUGAGGAAGCUGGCUGGAGCCAUGGGCGAGCUGGCCCUCGAGGGCACAGCAGGCCAGGGGGAGGUGAGCACCGCAGACAAGGAGGCCAGCAGCCAGCCCGAAAGCAGCGACGGCACCGCUUCAGCUUGAGCCUGACCUUGUCCAAGGAGGCUGGAAGAGAGAACCACUGUCCCGCCCGGAACAGGAGCCCUGGCCGGCAGCCUCCUCUCUGAGCCCCAUGCCCCAGGCCAGACUGAACGACCCCUGAGGCCUCUGGGUCCCCCCCACCCCCGGGGACGCCCUCUGGCGGCAGCCCCAGGCUCCGCCUUCCCAGCACCUCCUCACUGAGCCUAGGUACGCUCCCCAGACACUGCCGCCCCAGGAUGUCACUCAGUGGGUGCCCUGUUCAGGGGCUGGGCCUGCCCCCGCUCCCCCAGAUCGCCCUCUUGGGCAGGGACCUCGUCCCGACACCAACCCCCCUCUGGAGCUCCAACCAGGUCAACACCUCCCUUUUUUAAAAAAAACACUUUUAACCUUUUUAAAACCUUUAAACCUUUUUCAGCAGACUGGGUGGGUACUGACCGUGGAUUCACUUUUGUAAAGCCUUUUUAAGCUAAACUCCGCUCUCCACGCAGCCCCGAGGCCCCUGGGAGCCUCACAAGCCCUUUUUCAGGGAAAGGAUUUUGGCUCAAAACCACAUGCAUCUGUCUUGACCCCUCUGCCCACAUCAGUGAUGCUCAGGCCCCAGGAAAUAAACGCUGGUGUCCGUGUGA